AUGAUUCCCAGGGAGCCGAGAACUAUAUUUUCAUCCAACCUCGCUACUUCCUUAAUGUCGACACCUAGUUCCUCGAGGAAGCUCAUUGUUCUUUUUGGAAUCGUUCCUCGAGAACCAAACCAGAGGCCUCUUACGGUGAACUCUCUCUCUCCGAAGAAUGCACUCAGAUAUCUGGGGCACAUUCCUCCUGCAGCCCUGGCCAGAAUGAGGGUGCGAUACCUCGACGAAAUUAAUAUACCCCCACGUGACGAAAAUUUAAUUCUGAAAGUUGAUGAAACGCUGAGGAAUCUUGCCGGUGGAAUACUAUCGCAUGAAGUCAUGGAAGGUAUCUAUCAUACCUAUUUCCAUGGUGUAAACUUCAAUACUGUAGUCUUGCAGAGGUACCUGCAGCUCCUAACUCCUUCCAUUCGCUCGUGGACUGUCACUCUUAAUAUAACCUAUUCGAGUGUGAAACGGAUUGAUCCCAACAACUACACAUUGAAUUCUUGGAUCGAUGUUACUAAUGCGAAUUCCAGAACGGAGCAGAGACAUCCGGAUACAGCUCCCUCCAUUCAUGAUAUUCAGAAACAGCGGGUAUACGUUUCCUAUAUCCCCCCUUUCUGCCAUUCAAAUGUAUUGGACGUUCCGAAUCCCGCUCCACCGCUCCCUGGAACAGCUUACUGA
This is a messenger RNA of Nezara viridula (southern green stink bug), 663 nucleotides long. Lineage: Eukaryota; Metazoa; Arthropoda; Insecta; Hemiptera; Pentatomidae. The record is from the annotation of a GenBank genome assembly.